Messenger RNA from Prosopis cineraria, 1299 nucleotides. RefSeq names its product disease resistance protein RPV1-like. The transcript is spliced from 3 exons. Gene Ontology annotation, biological process: defense response; signal transduction. NCBI's taxonomy places the organism in Eukaryota, Viridiplantae, Streptophyta, Magnoliopsida, Fabales, Fabaceae. Bases 1 to 1299 code for a protein of 432 amino acids. Gene Ontology annotation, molecular function: ADP binding; ATP hydrolysis activity. The record is from RefSeq and is a predicted model, not a curated record.
AUGGCGAUGGUUGAAGGCGAGUGGAAGGGAGCUGCACAAUGGACAGACAUAAAUUCCUUCUUUAACAACGAAAUUAAUGGGGUUUAUCUCAUCAGAAUCCUACUGGAAGUGGAAGUACGAUGUGUUUUUGAGCUUCAGAGGCGAAGAUACCCGCAACAGUUCACGAGCCAUCUGUACGGAGCUCUGUGUCAAAAGGGAAUAUAUACUUUCAUAGACAAUGAAAAGCUCAAGAGGGGAGAGAAGAUUUCCACUGCACUUGAGAGAGCCAUUGAAGACUCUAGAAUCUCUGUUGUUGUCUUAUCCAAAACCUACGCUUUUUCCAGUUCAUGCUUAGACGAGGUCCUUAAGAUCCUCGAGAUCAAGGAUUCUAAGGGGCAACUGGUGUUGCCAGUGUUUUACAACAUAGAUCCAUCAGAAGUACGACAUCAGAAAAGAAGCUUUCAUGACGGUUUCCUCAAACAUGAAGAUAACUUGGGAAUUACAGAAAAGGUUAGCAGGUGGAGGGCAGCCCUGAGUGAAAUUGCUUCUUUGUCUGGCUGGCAUCUUAAUAACGGGAAUGAGCCUACAUUCAUACAAAGAAUUGGUGAAGAAAUACUCAGUAAGCCGAACCGCACACCUCUGAAAGUAGCUAAACAUCCUGUGGGCUUGGAGUCUCCUUUAGAGGACAUAAAUUCAUUGUUGGGUGUCCAAUCAGAAAAUGAUGUGAGGGUUAUUGGAAUCCAUGGUAUUGGAGGAAUAGGUAAAACAACUUUGGCUAAAGCUCUCUAUAACCAGAUCUCUUAUCAUUUUGAGGCCAGCACAUUCAUUGCAAAUGUUAGAGAAAUUUCAAAGCAAAACUUCGGCUUAGUUCAACUACAACAAGCUCUUCUUUCAGAAACACUAAACUAUAGAGACUUGAAGGUUGGCAAUGUAGAUAGAGGAAUCAACCUCAUAAAGAACAGACUCUGUUCUAAAGGAGUUCUCAUAGUUCUUGACGAUGUAGAUUCGAUGGAGCAACUUGAAUCAUUGGUUGGAGAAAACAACUGGUUUGGCUUAGGAAGUAGAGUUAUCAUAACAACUAGAGAUGAACACUUGUUAAUUGCUCACAGUGUUGAAGCAAUCUACAAGGCUAAGGAAUUAAGAUAUGACCAUGCUCUUGAAUUGCUCAGCUGGUAUGCUUUCAGAAAACCUUAUCCUCCCACAAACUAUGAGAAACUUUCAAUGCACAUAUUAAACUAUGCCAAAGGUCUUCCAUUGGCUCUAACCGUGUUGGGGUCAUAUUUAAGUGGGAAGACUAUAGUAGAAUGGAUGAGUGCGUGA